AUGGACAUUCCCUCUGAAGCCUCGGAGUUGCCGAUCCGUGCAACCGCGCGUCAGCUGAAAACCCCAAAGGGAACCCUGGACUUUAUUGGCACGGAGAUGAAUCGAACCCUCAGCGAUGUCUUCGAACGUCACGGCGGCCAGGAGCUCGACACGCCCGUUUUCGAACUCAAGGAAAUCCUCUCAGGAAAGUAUGGCGAAGAUUCGAAGCUCAUCUAUGACCUGCAAGACCAAGGUGGCGAGCUAUGUUCUCUACGAUACGACCUCACCGUCCCCUUUGCUCGCUGGUUGGCCAUGAACAGCAACUACACGCAGGUGAGCCGGUACCAGAUCGCAAAGGUCUACCGGCGUGAUCAACCUGUCGUGUCGCGUGGCAGAUACAGAGAGUUCUACCAAUGUGACUUCGACAUUGCGGGCGAGUACGAGCCCAUGACCACCGACGCCGAGAUCCUCUUGAUCAUCGUCGAAGCCUUUGAGGCGCUGAAAAUGAACAUCACGAUCAAGAUCAAUCACAGGAGGACUCUGGACGGCAUGUUCGCCGUUGCGGGGGUGCCGGAUGACAAGAUCCGAGCCAUCAGCUCAGCUGUGGAUAAGCUCGACAAGUUGUCAUGGGGUGAGGUGAAACAGGAGAUGGUUGAUCAGAAGGGCCUACCAGAAUCCGUAGCCGACCAGAUCGGUCAAUUUGUCCGAGGCCGUGGUAGCUCCGCCGAGAUCCUGGGCCAACUGAAAGACGAUGAGAAGCUGGCAGCCAACGAGGAUGUCAAAACUGGAAUCGACGACGUGGCCCUGCUUCUCUCUUACUUAGAGGCAUACGACAUUGCAGACAAAAUCUCGUUCGACCUGUCCCUAGCUCGCGGGCUCGACUACUACACGGGUGUCAUCUUCGAAGUUGUCACUUCUCUACCCAAUGCCAAAGACGCCGGCACGAACAAAGAGCCCCAGGUCGGCAGCAUAGCUGCAGGUGGACGCUACGAUAAGCUGGUGGGCAUGUACUGUGACCGAGACGUUCCGAACGUCGGCGUAUCGUUCGGCGUCGAGCGCAUCUACACGAUCCUCAACGCGCGGAGACCCAAGAAGAAGAAGGGGGAGUCGGUGAUUUCUCAGGACUUUGACGUUUACGUCGUCGCGGCGGGAGGUGGCGGCCUUUUGGUCGAGCGGAUGGCAAUCUGUGGCCAGCUGACGAGGGCCGGUAUCAGAGCGGGCUUCUUGAGAAAGGCGAAGCCGAGCUUGCGCUCGCAGUUCAAUGCCGCUGACAAGGUACCUCUAACCGUCAUUUUAGGUCCGGACGAGCUGGCUGCCGGCAACGUGAGGCUGAAGGCAUCCACGGGCAAGGAUUCAGAACCCGCUGCGCAGGGCAAGGGUGAGAAAGAUCGCGGUCAACUGGUCGCCAGAGACGAUCUUGUGGUGGAGGCCCAUCAUGACGGGUGCUGCUCCAACCCUUCCGCUCUUUUCAACAUGUUGAGAUCUGUGCUUGGCUUGUACGGCCUGCUCAGCACCGUGGCUGCCGCCUCAGACUCGGUCAAGGUCAAGUGGCUCGAGGGCACUCCCAAUUACCUCGGGGGAGUGACCUUUGGUCUGCCAUGGCCCCGUGGACAGCACCUCGCGGACGCCACAACCUUCAGCGCUUCGGGUGAUGCUCAGUUGCAAUCGUGGGUCACCGCCGUCUGGCCUGAUGGCUCAUUGAAAUGGACGGGACACGCGCUCGGUGCCAGUGACUCGCCCGCCGUCGAAUACACCAUCACUGCAUCUGGGGCGGGAAACACGACUUCAUCCCGCCUGAGACGACAGAGCAGCAACAGCACUUCCGGUGUCCAAGUCAGCGACUCUGACGACGAGAUCGUUGUAAACACUGGCAAGGUCACGGCAACAUUCCCCAAGUCGGGCGAUGUUCUGGUGUCAUCUAUCGAGGCAGGCGGCAAAGUUGUCGGAAACAACGGUCGUCUUGUCUUGAGGUCUCAGAGCGGAACUCCUGACGAUGACGAGGACGGGAAACCUGCUGGCAUCGAGUACUUCAGUUUUGCCAGCAAGAUCUACAACGCGACUGUCGCGGAGGACAGCACGGCGCGUGCACUGGUGACCGUGCAAGGCAUCCAUUCGGCUGUUGAUAGGGAGGGCGCGCAUGAUGACUGGCUCCCAUUCACACUGCGAUUCUACCUUUACUCCAACUCCGAGGCCAUUCGCAUCAUCCACACCAUUAUCUACGACGGCGAGGCCAAGACAGACUUCAUCUCAGGGCUUGGUGUUCGGUUCGACGUGCCUCUUGCUGAGGAAGAGCAGUACAACCGCCACGUCCGCAUUGCGGGUGUCGAUGGUGGUCUGUUGCACGAAGCGGUCCAAGGAAUCACUGGUCUCCGUCGUGACCCGGGCGCCGACGUGAGGUCUGCCCAGUUCAAUGGCACUGAGACGCCUGACAAGGCGACUUGGGACCAGAGGGUUACCACUCGCCUGCAAUGGAUCCCCACGUGGAGCGACUACAGACUCACCCAGCUUUCACCAGAUGGCUUCAACCUCAAGAAGCGCACCAAGGCUGGACAGAGUUGGGUGACCAUCCCCGGUGGCACCCGCUCUGGAGGUCUUGCUUACCUGGGCGGCUCCUCCGUCGGAGGUCUUGCCCUUGGGCUGCGUGACUUCUGGAAGAAGUACCCUACCAGCUUGGAUAUCUCCAACGCUGCCACAGAUACCGGGUCCAUCACGUUGUGGCUUUACAGCCCCCAGGCUGAGCCCCUCGACUUGAGACCAUACCAUGACGGGCUGGGCCAAGACACAUACGCGAAGCAGCUGGAUGCACUUGAGAUCACUUACGAAGACUAUGAGGGCGGGUACAAUACACCGUACGGAGUGGGCCGCACCAACGAGUUGUUCCUGUAUGCCUUUGCAAGCACUCCAUCUGCUGACACCCUCUCGGCUCUCACCAAUCACACCAACAAUCCCCCAGUCUUGAUCCCUGAGCCGGGGUACAUACGCGACACUAAAGCCAUUGGCAGCUACUGGGAUGUGCCAGGCUCGCCAGUGGACUCUGCAGAGGGCCAGACGAUUGAAAACAACAUGGACUUCCUCAUCAAAUUCUAUGAAGGUCAAGUUGAGCAACGUCGGUGGUACGGAUUCUGGGACCACGGCGACAUCAUCCACACCUAUGACGAUGACCGCCACCAGUGGCGGUAUGAUAUUGGUGGCUACGCCUGGGACAACUCGGAGCUUUCCCCUGACUUGUUCUUCUGGGGUCACUUCCUGCGCACUGGCCGCGCAGACGCAUACAAGCUAGCCCACGACCAAGCACGUCACGGUGGAGAGGUCGAUUCAUACCAUCUCGGCAACUUCACUGGUCUCGGAACGAGGCACGGCGUCCAGCACUGGAGCGACAGCGCAAAGCAGGCUCGUAUUUCUACGCCCGUGUACAGGAAGACCUUCUUCUACAUCUCCGGCGGCGACGAGCGCACCGGCGAUCUCGUGCGCGAGGUGCAAGAGGCCGCAAAGGCCUUUGUCCUCGUCGACGCCCGCCGCAAGGUCCGCGCGCCCGACGUCGUCUACAAGCCCGACCCAACAGCGCUAUACCUCAACUUCGGCACCGACUGGGCCGGCCUCGCGCAGGCCUACCUGAUCGAGUGGGAGCGGCGCGGCCCGGGCUGGGAGGAGGCGCGCGACAAGAUCACCGAGGCGCUCCGGACGUACCCCAAGCUCAAGAACGGCUUCGUGACCGGCGAGGCCCUGUACGACUCGUACACGGGCGCCUGGGCGCCCCCGCCCACGGACCCGUCCAACAGCGGCAACGUCACCGUCAGCCACCUCUCGGGCGUCUUCGGCGUCCUCGAGACCAUCGACCAGAUCGUCGAGCACUUCGGCCCGGAGGGGCGCAAUAUUACACGGCCUUUCUAUGACGCGUUUCUCGACUACUGCUACUACUACGGCGCCCCCAAGGCCGAGCAGGCGGCGCGGUACGGCAAGGACUUUGGGAACCUCAACCUCAAGCAGGGCCACUCGCGCUUCACCGCCUACGUCGCCAACAGGCGCCAGAACGCCACCCUGGUCCCGCGGGUCUGGUCCGAGUACCUGGGCGACGGCAGCAAGGACGGCCUCGCGCCUGAUGCGCCGUGGAGGACGGAGAGGUUCGACGGCAGUGAUGUCCUUGUUCCUGUCGAUGAGGCCAAGUGGGUUAGCACGAAUGCCGCUGCUCUCUAUGGUGUGGCCGGCUUUGAGAACUUGGCUCUGGUGGACAAAGCUCUUGCUGGCGGCUCCAACGCAAAUUCCACCGACGGCUUCGCCGUCUCCGGCCUCAGCAUCGGCAGCGGCAGCGGCAGUUCCACGUGCCUGCGAGCCGACCAGGCCAUCAACACGGUCCAUCUUUCCAACUUGCCCUGCGCCACCUCCACCCCAACCAACGACCAGAAUGGGACGUACCCCGUAUCUCUGCACGACCUCCCGGCGGCUCUAACUCUUGUCUUCCAAUUUAUGGACAUCGGAUGCUUCGCCAGCUCCGCACCGUAA
Messenger RNA from Diaporthe citri, 4479 nucleotides. RefSeq lists its product as uncharacterized. The record is from RefSeq and is a predicted model, not a curated record. The coding region runs from base 1 to 4479 and encodes 1492 amino acids. NCBI's taxonomy places the organism in Eukaryota, Fungi, Ascomycota, Sordariomycetes, Diaporthales, Diaporthaceae. The transcript has 4 exons.